AUGGCAUCAGUUUCGGCUCAGGAAAAGCAGGAGACGGAGAUCGUGGCCGCUUCGACUCUGCCCAUUAAAGUGGACGUCGAUACUCCCGAAGUUGCUGUUAAAGAUAUCAAGGGCGCUGAUCCUUCGGACGAUGUUGCUCGUCAGUACUAUCUGCAGAAUAGGGAUGAAGAAAUCUCUGACGAAGAGAAAAAGCGCGUUCGUAGAAAGAUCGACCUCUAUCUUCUUCCGAUGAUGAUGGUUACCGGGUUCCUGCAGUAUCUCGACAAGUCCACCAUUAACUACUCUGCCAAUUAUGGCAUGAGGGAGAGCCUCAAUAUGGUAGGAACCGACUAUUCUUGGGCCAGCUCCAUCUUCUACUUUGGCUUCCUGUUCUGGCAGUAUCCUUCUUUACUGCUUCUUCAGAGGCUUCCCCUCGGCAAGUACUUUGCUUCGCAGGUGAUGGCAUGGGGCGUCCUCACAUUCCUAAUGGCCGCCUCGUCUAACUUUGGUGGGUUUGCUGCAUUGCGCUUCUUACUCGGCGCUGCGGAAUCCAUUCAACUUGCAGCCUUCUUCAUUAUCACCAACAUGUGGUACACACGCGAAGAGCAACCUAUCCGCCUCAUGGUGUGGUACGGAAUGAGCCCCAUUGCCAUCAUCGUAGGGUCUUUGUUUGCAUAUGGUAUCGGCCAUAUCGACUCUAGCAUUGGGCUCUGGAGGUUCCCGUUUAUCAUCUGCGGUGCCAUUUCAGUUGCAUGGGCGGUGAUUCUCUGGUUCGUCCUACCAUCUAAUCCCGCUAGCGCCUGGUUUCUCAACGAACGCGAGCGUGCUGUGGCCCUGCGGAGAAUAGAAGAUGCCAAAACUGGCGUGGAGUCCAAGUCGUUCAAGAUGGAUCAGGCCAUCGAAGCCCUCCUGGAUCCCAAGGUCUGGUUUGCUAUCCUUUCUACAGGAGCAGGAAACAUACUCAACGGCAUCGGUCUGUUUCAAAGUCUCGUCAUCAGAGGCUUCGGCUUCACACCCCUGCAAACCGCCCUCCUGCAGGUCCCUACUGGUGUCAUCGAGAUCGUCGGCCUCACCGUUUUCUGUACUCUCGCCUCGCGCAUCCGAAACUCGAGGCUAGCACUUGCUAGUCUAGCCAACGCCUUGGCCAUUGUCAGUGCUUCCAUGCUGUACGCCUUCGACGUGCACCAGCGCUGGCGCCUGAUGGCUGGAUUUUGGGCUAUUAUGGCUUUUAUCCCGUGUGGCUUCUUGCUCGGAAUAGGCACUAUCUCCGGAAACAUUGCCAGUCAUACCAAGAAAGUGACAGCUCAAGCCAUUAUGUUUACCUGUUACUGUUGUGGGUGCAUCGUUGGCCCCCAGCUAUAUACCACUCCUCCUUACAAGCAAGGCCUCAGGGCCAACAUUGUCGCUUUGGCUAUCAGCUUGGCUGCUGGCAUUUUUAACAUCGCGUAUAUGCACUUCAAGAACCGGAAGAGAAAGGCGUUCCUAGAGGAGAAUAGGCAUCUACUCAACGAAGAUAAUUACCAGUUCCGCGAUCUUACGGAUAAGCAAAACCCCUUCGUCUUCAACGUGCUCUAG
This is a messenger RNA of Fusarium tjaetaba, 1554 nucleotides long. Its product is annotated as major facilitator superfamily domain protein. The coding region runs from base 1 to 1554 and encodes 517 amino acids. The record is from RefSeq and is a predicted model, not a curated record. Lineage: Eukaryota; Fungi; Ascomycota; Sordariomycetes; Hypocreales; Nectriaceae. Gene Ontology annotation, cellular component: membrane. The transcript is spliced from 6 exons. Gene Ontology annotation, biological process: transmembrane transport. Gene Ontology annotation, molecular function: transmembrane transporter activity.